AUGAGAUUGAUAAAUGUCUAUGCACCGUGCACCACCAUAUUGAAUCAAACAUCUCCUCUGUUAAAACUCUUGGAUAAAUAUAAAUCGAACGAAAACGACUAUCAAUACGAGCUAGAUUUUUCAUACUUAAAACCGUUUACUUCAUCUGUACAAUUUUACAUUAAAAAAUAUCAAUCGUUUCGGUUUUUUAAGUCCGUCAUUUUUCAAUGCGAAGAAAGUUCGUUGAACAGCACUGAUCCGUCUACACAAAAUAAUUGCUGCGCCUAUUUACAUUUCGAGUCACCUUAUUGUGAGUCUAUGCUGUUCACAUUAUCAGUUUGCAAAAAUUAUACUAUCCGUAACGGUAAAAUUGAACUAGACGCGCCUUCAAACCGCUAUGUAAUUGAGUGGCCAUAUAUUAACGUGGAACAAUUUCUGUGGUACGAGACGAAACUUCCGACACCGCUGUCUACCAUUCGCACAAGAGGAGUGUCAAACGUCGUGAUAAAUUUUAAACCUGGAGUAAACGUGUUGAAAAUAUGGGGUGAACUGCCGGCCAAAUAUUCGUUGACAAUUGAAUCGACUGUAGACUUUUCCCUCUUCCAUACGGUGCAAACCGUUUACGAAAAACUCAUCGACCAACCCAAAUCGUUGACGUCUUUGCACGUGUCUAUAAAGCAAAUGUUUUCACACCUAUGUUCCACGGAGCCAAAUACAGGUGAUCGUGGAAAAAACCUAUUAAGGUUUUACUCUUCAUUUUUGCCCUAUUCUGUUAAUAACGAAACCGAAUUGGAGAAAAUUGAAAGAUUAUCGAAUAUUUCGAAACAAGUUCAAACAGCCAUGGUAAACAUUGUAGGGAAUAAAUUCCCUAAUGAUGUACAAGUAACGACAGAAUUAUACAUAGAACUACAAGAAUUAUUACAAAACAAGUCGUUGGGAUUAAAAGAGAUUUUUUUAUUAGCGUUUAAACCAAAACCAACGCAAAAAUCAAAACCUGCUUCAAGUCAUUAUAAAAAAAUGAAAAACGAGAAGUCUAUAGUGAUAAAAAAAUCACUUAUCAAAUCAAAAAUAAACCAUGGUAAAAGUACUCCUAUAUCAACUUCAUCCAAAGUGCAUACUAAACCAACAAUAUCAAAAAUUAUUUAUGCACAUAUGUUUGAAGUAUUAUGCAAUGUUUUGCAUUCUGAUGAAAUUGACUUGGAUGAAUAUCAUAUUAAAAAUGAUUUAUUUAAUUAUGUAGUUAAUAUUAUUUUCGAUGAGAAUACUACAAAACCUAUCGAUACAUUGUUGUUGUUUCGUCUAGAACUCAACACACAUUCCACAACAGGAUUAAUGCCAACAAUUAUUAAAUUUUCGACCAAAAAUAACAACAAUUUCACUAUUAAUGUAAUGUUGAUCGACAACGAUACUCAAUUGGAAGUAAUAACAAUGAACAUUGACAUGAAUAUGUAUAUGGUUCGUAAUACCAUUAAGGGAUACACGCUAAUAGGGUGGUCUUCGGAAAAAAUCGUUGAUUACAAAAAUUUCAGUUAUAAAAUUGAAUUAUUCGGACGACCAUAUGAAAUAUUACACUGUUGUGGAACGCAAAAGGAUUAUAAUCUACAGAAAUACAGCACAACCAUAUGCGAUAGUAUUUACUCACCCGAUUACGUUAUUAAGCAUGUAAAAAAUAAGUUUUACAUGCCUAAUGCUGAAAACCUAUUGGCUAGAGCAAUUCUAAACAUCGAAAAAGCAGCUUUAUACACAAUAUACUGUCAUCUAGAACACUUAGAUGAUGUAAUGAUGGAAAUCCGAGUAGUAGACUUAAAUGUUACUGGCGGUAAUUCUACAGUAUAUGCAUCGACUCGUGCACGAGGAAAAACAGCAUUGAUUUCAGCUAUAUUUUUAGAUCCAAAUUCCAACAAUAAUUCACUAUCAAAAGAUUCUGAAACAAAAGAAUCUGAAUCUGAAAACCCAACAAGUAUUGUAUUUGUAAUCGAGGUUAUUUUAAUCAAGAACAUUGACAUCGAUUACAUUAAUAUACGAAAUGAUAUAAAUCAAUAUGAUUGGACAAUUUCGUGCACUUACGAUAAGAAAGCUACAGGUAUCACACUCGAAUCAACUGAUGUGGAUUAUAAUUUUCAUUUUAUCAGUUCAAUACCACACCAAAUCCAACCGCCUACUAUUUUACAGAAAUCACAAAACAAAAUACCAGCCAUAUCUAAUUCAAAUAUUACCAACAAAACCGAAAAAAAUUACAAUUUAACUCCAAGUUUGAGUUUCCACAAAAUAUUUGAACUUAUGGCAGCCGACCAAGAUUUAAUGGAAGAACAAUUUUUGGAUAAUGAUUCAAAUGAAUUAUUAAUUGAAAAAACAACUGCACUUAAAAAUAAAAUAAAAGAAAUAGCAAACCAGCAAGAUAUCACUAUAAACCUUUUAAGUUCAACCAUGGAGAAUAAAGCUGAAAGCCGUCUUAAUUCGGUUGAUGAAUUAAACAAACAAGUUUUAAAUUUACUUCAACUUCAACGUAAAUCAAAUAUGAAUGUAAAUAAAUCACGGAUAAUGAAAAAGAAGUCUCGUGUUAAUUAG
This is a messenger RNA of Rhopalosiphum padi (bird cherry-oat aphid), 2547 nucleotides long. RefSeq lists its product as uncharacterized. The transcript has 15 exons. The record is from RefSeq and is a predicted model, not a curated record. The coding region runs from base 1 to 2547 and encodes 848 amino acids. NCBI's taxonomy places the organism in Eukaryota, Metazoa, Arthropoda, Insecta, Hemiptera, Aphididae.